This is a messenger RNA of Necator americanus (New World hookworm), 267 nucleotides long. RefSeq lists its product as uncharacterized. NCBI's taxonomy places the organism in Eukaryota, Metazoa, Nematoda, Chromadorea, Rhabditida, Ancylostomatidae. The transcript has a single exon. The record is from RefSeq and is a predicted model, not a curated record. The coding region runs from base 1 to 267 and encodes 88 amino acids.
AUGGGUCAACGUUUAGUAGUCGAUACACAUGCUUUGCCUUCCAGGCCACCACAUUCGACUACGAACCAUCGUUACGAGCUUUUUACCGUCGACGUCGUCGCCGCCGACGACGAUUUGACGCCGACGCUGACGACGACAGCAAAAUACCAGCGAGCGCACCCCGUUAUUCACAAAAAAAACGUACUAACUGUCGUUUUCACUCCUCCUCGUCGUCCACACGUCGUCGUCGACGUCGACGACGUGGACGCGUUCGCAGACCUUUUCUAA